Molecule: messenger RNA, 2768 nt
Organism: Globicephala melas (long-finned pilot whale)
Lineage: Eukaryota; Metazoa; Chordata; Mammalia; Artiodactyla; Delphinidae
Gene: CDCA7L
Product: cell division cycle associated 7 like
Biological process (GO): regulation of DNA-templated transcription
Cellular component (GO): nucleus
Source: RefSeq, a predicted model, not a curated record
CGCGCUGCGCGGCCGCGGGCGACCUCCGUGCGCGGCCCCGUGGCGAGCGAGGCUCCCGUGGCCGCGUGCUGGGAGGAGGCCGGAGCCCAGCGGGGAAGAAUGGAGUUGGCGACUGGCUCGCAGAUCCCUAAAGAAGUGGCUGACAUCUUUAACGCCCCCAGUGAUGAUGAAGAGUUUGUCGGUUUCCGAGAUGAUGUUCCCAUGGAAACCCUGUCAUCAGAGGAGAGCUGCUAUAGUUUUGACUCACUGGAGUCAGGGAAGCAGCAGGAUGUGCGUUUCCAGUCCACAACCUUCACAGAAGAGCUAAGGAGAAUUUUUAGAGAGGACAGUGACUCAGAGACGGAAGAUUUUGAAGGAUUUACGCAGAGUGAUCUGAAUGUUAACAGUAACGCAGAAGUAAUGCUCGUGGAGUCAGAGCUCAGUGAUGAUGGUAAAGCAUCUUUCAUGAGUGAGGAAGAGGAAGAUGAAGAAGAAGAGGCUCCACCUAGAAGCAGCAGGCCGAGAAGAAGCAGUAUUGGUCUUCGGGUAGCCUUUCAGUUCCCCACCAAGAAACCGGCAAAAAAUGCCGGUAAGAACAGUUCUCCUGAGCCGUUGUUUUCUGGCUCGCACAUACAGGACAGUAAGAGUGGAAUUCUUGGAAGAAAGACAAGCUGCAGACAGAGGAAGGAAAGGGAAGAUUCUGCCUCUGAGUCUGAGGACGACUCCAGGGACGAGGGCCAGGAGAGCUCAGACGCCCUGCUGAAAAGGACCAUGAACAUCGAGGAGAACAAAGCCAUGCUUGCUCAGUUAUUGGCGGAAUUGAACUCAAUGCCAGAUUUCUUCCCGCUCCGAACCCCGAACUCAGCUUCUAAGAAGAAAGCAGUGAGGCGGGCCUUCUCAGAGGGACAGAUCACACGGCGCACCAACCCGGCCCGGAGUGCACGGCCUCCCGAGAAGUUCGCCCUGGAGAACUUCACCGUGUCGGCCGCCAAGUUCGCAGAAGAGUUUUACAGUUUCAGAAGAAGGAAGACGACAAGCGGGGGGAGAUGCCAGGGAUAUCGACGACGUCGCCGUGUAUCUUCUUUUCGGCCAGUGGAGGACAUCACUGAAGAGGACUUGGAGAAUGUGGCCAUAACUGUUCGAGAUAAAAUCUAUGAUAAAGUUCUGGGUAACACUUGCCACCAGUGUCGGCAGAAGACCAUUGACACCAAGACGGUGUGUCGGAACCAGAGCUGCGGCGGGGUGCGAGGACAGUUUUGUGGGCCUUGCCUGCGGAAUCGCUACGGGGAGGAUGUGCGAUCGGCGCUGCUGGACCCGGGUUGGGUGUGUCCUCCCUGCCGGGGCAUCUGCAAUUGCAGUUACUGUCGGAAGCGUGAUGGUCGCUGUGCCACAGGCAUCCUCAUUCAUCUGGCCAAGUUUUACGGUUAUAAUAACGUUAAGGAAUAUCUGGAGAGCUUACAAAAGCAGCUGGUAAAAGACAACUAAGAGAAGAACCAGCCAGCUCACCAUGGAGGACUCCGACAAGACAUGCCAUUUGUGCCUAAGAUUUCUUAUGGUUGUGUUUGUAUACAGAAAUUCUUUGUAGAUCUAAAUAUUUUUUUUAAAGAUUGUUUGUUUAUAUACUUCAAAAGAUUUCUCAGGAAGACGAGAGAGGAAUCGACAUAUAUGUAUACGCAGGCCUGUUUAUAGAUUGAAUUGUUAAAAGCAUCUGCAGCUGAUUUAAAAAACAUAGUUUAGAUGGGGGGGGGUAGAGUUACCCCAGAGAAAACAUUGUGUAAGCAGCUCUUGCCUUUGUUGCCUUGAUCUUUUACCUCCCAAACCAGUCCCUGGAGGCCAGCUUGUGACGGGUUACGUCCCCUUUAAGUUUACCUUAUCACAAGUGACCAUAGUUUAAGCUGCUCUGGGUCAUUGGAAAUUUAUAUUGAAAAUGUUCCCCUAAAUUACAAGGUGCAAUUACCUGUAGAUCUUGAGUUUUAUUUUUGUUAACACUUGAACAAAAAGUGGACUGUCAGUCACAUUCCGGACACUGGAGGGCUGCUGGCCAGGAGGAGCGGCUGCCUGGGGCCAGUGGCUUCUAUAUUUUAAGAGAAUAUAAAGGCUAAUACUUCUUGUUUAUCUACAAGAACUAGGCUCCCGCGUGUAUGGACCGGGAGCAGACUUCCAACCAUAUUGUUUUGGAGGUUCAGUGGAACGUUGAUGAAAAUGUGAUCUAUACUGUACUCUUUUUUGUGUUGCAGGAAGGCUGGGGAGAGCUAAAAAUGAACAUUUUCAGUAGGGUUCCCAUCUUUUUUUCUACAUUUGCUUCUUUUUGUCCCCCUUCUCUACUUUUCAGAGGUGGUGUUUGUUUAAAAACAACGAAUGCUAAGUUAGUUACUUAAAAGGUACAUAAGCUGGACUCUGUUUUAUGCCUCUCAGUAGGAUAAACGACCGUGCGGGAACAAGGACAUCUCCGCGGUGCUCCGGCGGGAGGAAUAGAAGCCCCUCUGCAAGGGCCGUUGUUACGCCUCCAGCAGGAGGGCCACGCCUGCCAGGACCCAUUUGGCCGCCUUUUCUUUGCUCUUCAACCUGAAGGUCCAGACACGGUUGGGGCCCCUCGUUUUGGUUUUGUACACAGGGCACUCGUAGGUGUGUUGGGUUUCCUGUCUGUCCGCGGGUAUGGCUUUUGCAAAGAUGACUGGCAUUGCAGACCUUAACUCCUUGAGGUAGGCGUCCACGAUGGCUCCUGACUGGCUGUCCCAUCUGGCACCUACAGCAUAAACCCAAGGGUUACAACCGUGCUGUAUGUUGGU